AUGCCGGAACUCGUCUUUCCUUCGGGGCAGAAGGCGCCCGAGGGGGGAGUUCGGAACGCGGAACUUUUGGCGUUGCUAAAGCAUCUCCAACAGCGUCAAACGGCCUCUUCCUCUUCGUCUCCCUCCACGUUGAACCAAAAUGAAGGACAAACUCCCGGACCUCACGCCUCCAGUUCCUCCGGCGUCUCCGUGGCGCUGCUUCAGCUUCUCCAGCAACGGCAACAAGUGGAGCAAAAGGAGUUGCUGCUCCGCCUCGCUGAAGGCCAGCAGGUGGGGCGUGCGCGAGCGCCCGCCAGCGCCUCAUCGCGGCCAGGCCGGCCGACUGGGCCCCGCCCCCCGCAGGUCGGUUCUCGCGCCUCUGCCUGCAACCCAGGCGAGUCGCUUGGCAACUCGCGCUCCAGUGUGCCGGCUUCGACUGUCUGUACAGGGGGUAGGCCCGCGACUCCAGACCACUUGCCGCGUGAGGGUCAAGCUCUGAAACAGUUGUUCGCCCAUCUCGUCUCUGGCGGCGCCCAAGCGGCGAGGUUCCGCACAGAGAGGCAGUCUGAUCCACCGGCGAGCGCCCGAGGGCCGGCGGCCUUCCCCGCGCGUCCACCGAGUCCGGUGGGCAGCGACAACUCGGACGAGGCGGCCUUCGUGCGGGGUCUCCGAGAAGGAAGACGCGGCGAACCGCCCUCGGGAGGAUCGCGCGCAGCGCUGGCGCGCCGUCUGCAGUUUGCGUCGGAUUCGGAAGAGGCCAUGGAUGAGCAGGGAGGGCCGAAGCCCGUUCCGCUCCAGUCUGCGCGUUCUCGCGGGCGAGAGCCCUCGCGCGACGGCGGGGCUGCGCGACUCGGGGAUCUGGUCAAGCUCCACAUGCAGCAACAGACCCACGAGCGGAUCCUGCGGCAGCAACUCGCAGCUCUCACGAGCCUGCAUGGCGAGCCGGGAGGGAGCCAAGGCCGGUCUGGGCCGCGUCCCGCGCUCCCCUCGCGAUCCCCUGACCCGGGCGGUGGCGCCGCGAACUCGCAGGCGGCGCUCCUGCAGCAUCACCAAGCGCUCCUGCAGCAACAGAGACAGCAGGUGCACAAGUAUCUGGUGGAGGGCGCGGUGGCCGGGGCGGAGUGCGCCUCGCCUGGACCGCAGCGAGGCGACAGUCCCCAGGGGGUACGCGCUGGAGCGUCGGCUCCGCCUUCGGAUGCCUGCUUCCGGCGACAGGGCGGCGGCGCGUCAGCCUGCGCCAGGGACGGCAGCCAGGGCCGGUUGGGCGGAACUCCAGAUCUUUCGGCCUUCGCUUCGCUCACGCAGCCAGGCCUGCUCGGAGGCUCGGAGCCGUCCGCCGCGUUGCGCGCGCUGCAGCAGCGGCUAGCUGCGGCUGCUGCGGCGGGAGCGGCGGCGGCAGGGGGUUCUUCCGGGCUCGACGGGGACGCCUCCGACCACGAUGCCCAGCUGCUGUCGAAGCUUCAGCAGAGUGUGGCCGUUGCCUCCUACAACCUUCUGCGCCUCUCUUCUCCGAAUUCAGCCGACGCAGCUGCGGCGUUGCGUGGCCUCGGCGAAACGCUGGGCCGCAUUGCGUCGCGAAACGAGGCUCGCGGGGCGAAACCUGCGGCGGACUUCCGCCCCGCGUCUCUGUCCCUGGGUGGCGUCGGGCCAGGCGGGUGUGCUGGGGCGUCGAGACGCAGUGAGACACGAGAUGUGCGCUUCGAGGGUCUCCGCGGGCGGCCGCCAGCCGCAGCGGAGGGCGUGGAGUCGGCUGUCUUCCCGCCGCAGUCUCGCGCGGGUGCGUCGCUCCCGUCCAGUCGCCUGGGCAAGGCCCCGUCCGAACCCGAUAGACCUCCCCCGUUCUCCGUUGCCUCCCCUCGCAGCGCUUCCUGGCAUGCGGCCCACCCCGCUUCGACUCCGAGCCUCGGCGCUUCGUCUGCCGUCUACGCAGACAGCGCCCCAGCCGCGGGUCUGCCUCGGGCGGCGAAGUCUCCGGAAGAGAGCGCAGCCCGCGAGCGCGCAGCGGCGGCGAGAGCUGCGGCAGUGUCGGCGGCUGCGGCGGUCGUCGAGCCGCCGCUGGAUCCGACCCGCGAGCGGGUUCUGAGGAAACAUGUGCAGGCCUUGCGGCCGUACUUUGAGGUGACGUUCUCGUUGCCGGGUUUCUUCGGAGGCUCGCCGCGCGCUCCGGGGAGCAAGACGCCGGAGAGCGGGAGAAAGGGACAUGGGGAGGAAACGGGGAAGGCCGCGCCGCGAGGCCGCGAAGGAGAGAGCUUGCAGGGGACGGAGGCCAGCAGCUGCAGCCAGAAAGAGAAUGCAUGCGCAAAGACGGAGGCAAGCGUCUCAGAGGCGGGGGCCCGCGGCGUUGCCGGGGCGGAGACACGCAGGGAGGACGGUCAGGAGAAGACGCAGCGCCCGAAGCAGAAAGAAGGAAGUGGCGGGAAACAACGCGGAGAGGAAGCCCCGCGCGGCUCGCACGGUGGGACGGUCCAAGACGGAGACGAACAAACGGCCGAGUGCGUGCCCGCGGCGGGUCACGAUCCACCAGGGGCGAGCCCAGGAGCGAAGGAGACGGGCGAACAAGGAAGCACGGGCGACGCUGGGGAAGGGGUCCGUGCGAGGACGGGAAUCUGCCUUGAGCCGCGAGCCUCUCGCGCUUCCGACGGCGAGACGUCGACUGCUUCACACACUCCUGACAUCCUUCCUCCUCCCCUCGUGUCGUCCUUGGAGGACGAGUUGCCUCCGCUCCCCGCUGGUCUAGGCAGAUCUACGGUCGGGCGAAGGAGGUCGAAGGACGGAGAAAUUGCGUCAGCGGCUGUUGACGGGGACUCGGCCGAAGCCGCGACCUCCGAGUCUGCGGCGAGUGCAGGGCCAGGCGAUUCCCCUCACUUGAGCGUUCUUCGGUGGAGAGCGGACGCGUCUUUCCUCUUCUUCGACAUCGUUCAGCAUCUGCGGGAGAGCUGUGACUUGGUUCCCGACCCCGUCGUCUCCCGGCUGCUGUCGAGACACCCACGCAACGUCCCCGGGGCGUCGCACGGAGGAGAAGCCGAGCGGACCUCGGGGCAGGCCUCUUUGCAUAGUGAAGGCGAGAAGGAAGAGACCCAGACUGUGGGUUUAGAUGAGCGGAUCAGUUCCCGAAGACAAGAGAGGGACGAGAGGCGAGCGACGUCCACGCGGGCGUCGCCAGGGGAGCAGGACGCUCGACAAGGCAGAGAGCGAGAGCCUUCCUUGCGGUCGGAAGAAGAGUCGGGCCGCUCUCUCUCUUCGCCCAGGAAGGCGCACGCCGUGGACAAUGGAACGGACCAUCCGAAGGAGAAGGAAAACGAGAGCCGUCAGGCUCAGCUCCCACCGUCACUUCCCCAAGGCUCGCCUUCCACGUCUCCAACAGUCGCCGACGGUCAAGAGGCUGGGCCCAAGGGCGCCUCCGCUCAAAAUGCCGUCUCCGCUGGGAAGGAGAAAGCGGGAUCGCCGGUGCCUCCAGACUCGGACAGUCCUUUGGAAGAGGGCGAACUGCUCUGGGACGGCGGCGCACCCGCGACUGAGCGCUGGUGUAGCGCCCUGAUAGAAGGAUGGUCGGCUGACGCUAGGCAGCUGCCAAGAGACAGGAGCAGCACGGAGGAGGACGAGAAUUCCGAGACCAUGCAGAAAGACUCGGGCCGUGGGCAUCGGUCGUCGAAUAGAGAAGCCAGCGUGCUGGAGACGGAGACACCUGGACAGGCGCCUUAUGCACAAGGAGACCUCGGGGAGGAAGUGGGGGCGGCGGUGGAGAACGACGCGGAGGAAACGACCCGAGAUGCCUGGUGGUGUCUCCAAGCUGACCAGGAGAGACUCGAAGACUUGACCAUGCCCCACGUGGAGAUUCAGCGGCUGCCGCUGGAGUGGCCGCGGAGCCUGGCGGCUGUCUGCAUGAAGGCUCUUCAGCAGCCCGACGCCGAGAAGUCGCACUCGUCGCUGGUGACGGGCGUCUGGGACACUGUCUGGGGCGCGUGUCGGGACUUGUGGGCGAAGCGACCGCGCGUGGGCCUGGAGGCCAGUCGAGAGGCGGCGAGCGAGGCGUCGGAAGCUGCGCGAGGAAAGGAAGAAGAACCUGGCGAUCCGCAGGUUCCCGCGAAUCCCGGCGACGGGGACGAGACGACGACUGCCUCCUUUUCCAUCGCUUCGUGUGGCGCGUGCGAACAGGGACCAGCGAAAGCGGAGCAGAGCGAGGACGCGCAAGAAACCUGCCUGGUGUGCGAGGCGCUGUGGGCGGCUGCAGCCUUCCCCGACGCAGAGGACGCGCCAGCGGAGAGGCGACCGUUUCGCCACUUUGGCGGGUGUCCCACGUACGCGCUUUCUGGCGGUAGCUUUCGACUCCAAACUGGCCUCGAAGUCGCGCCGUCUUCCACGCCCUUCAGGGGCAAGCUUGAGACUGUGGAAAGGACGCCUGAGAGGCGCAGCGUCACCGCGGGCGGAAUGGGGCACAGCGCCGCGCCGAACGGAGACUAUCAAGAGGAGGGAGACUCUGCGUCGAGAGACGCGGACUCCCGCGAAUCUUCCGCGACUGCGGAGGGAGGCGAGGCGGAGGAGAGCCGCCCGGUGGAGACAAAGUUCGAAGACGCGUCCGAAGGCAGUGCAAAGAGCCAGGAGAAGUCGAAGGAGCGGCGCAACGAGAAGCAAAAACUGUUCUGGCUAGCGCAUGCACACCACCCCGUGGCCGUGGACUUGUGGCGCCCUCCGCUCGCGCUGCUGGAGGAGCGCUUUGUGUCGGAGGUGGAGCGCGAAGUGGCCCACUGGCGCGUGCAGGACAUUCGAGAGCGAAGGCGAAGGCGCGACGAAGAGGAGGCGACGGAGAUGAAACAGCUGCGUCUGCGUCUCGAGGCGCUUCAAAGAAGGAAAGCCGCGGGGGACCCGAAGCAAGAGGAACAGGAUCGAGAAGACGGGGAGUCGGCCGCGGACAUCGAGCGCUUGUUCGAGGCCGAAGCGUGGGAAGAGAAGCCUACCGGUGGGAACAAGACUCCCGGACACCCAGACGGAGACGAGCCUGGAGCCGAAGUCGCACCCCGCCGGCCGUCGUCCUCCUCUCUCGCUUCCGCGUCGGCUCCGUCGGCACCUGCGUGUGGGGCAGACGGUUCUGAAAGCUUCGAAGCGGAGGCGGCCACGGCCACACAGACGAACAAAAGUGCCCUUGAGAACAGAAGGGAACACGCAAGGCGACGAUGUGUAGACGCCUGGAACGGCGUUGCCGGGGAGCGAGAGGCUGAGGCAGCGCGGUGGAUAAAACGCCAUCUCGGUUCGCAUGCACUCCGUCGCGCGGCGUGUGGCCUUUCUCCUCUCUUGUCGCCCGUUCACGCGCUUUCUCCCGCUUCUCCCUCGCCGUCUGGGGCAGGAGUCGAGUCUGUGGAGACUGAGGACGUGAGCCUUCCGCAGACGUCGGACUCGCCAGAGACGCCAGGGCGGACUCUCUCGCUUCACUUCCUCGCGGGAACGGAAGAUGGAUGGGCAGUGUUUGCGAGCCCAGCGGAAACGGGCGAGAAAAACGGUGUGCCUGCGCUUGCUGACACGUCGCCUGGGGGUGCGCCGGAAGAACAAACAGAGACGGAAGGGAGCACUGGUGAGAAGGACGUGCAUCCGACUGCGAAGGCAGCAAACGGGAAGACAGUUUUGCUUCGGCGUUUCCCCCUGGCGUCUCUUGGCUUCUUCCACGGGUGUCGCCUGGCCGUUGAGAUGCUGCGGGAAAAGGCGGGCGCGAGAGAGCGGGAAAUGCGAGGCAAAGACCCCGACGGGGAGGAGGAAACGGCUGUUGAACCCGCCCGUCGCCAGAGCGAAGCGUUACGUGAAGAGGAAGAGGAGCUUCGAUGCCUCCUGGCUCAGCAUUCCGCCGCGUCCCCCGGCUGGCGAUGGUGGCGAGAGUUCACCUCGGAGAAAGAAGAAGAGGCCGCCGCGUUGUCUGCUCUGUCGUUGCUCCCGCCGCAAUUCUCGUUGCCGGAGCGGUCGAGCGAAGCGGAGGAGGACGCGCCGGCGCAGAGUGAAGACGAGAAACCUGAGCGCGUUCUCCCCUUCCGCACGACUCGGAGUUCGCGGCUGAUGCAAGAGAAGCUUUCGCAGCUUCACACGUCCCGCGCGCUCUCUGCGGGGGCUUCAGCGCCUGCAACUCCGCAGGCAGAAAACGGGAAGGCAGCCCGAGCAACGGCGGCGGUUCAGCGCGCCGCCGGGGCGCAGGCGCCGCGCGGCAGCGCCGGCUCGGCUGCAGGGGGAAAGAAGAUCCGCAUUUUGGUGGUUGGAUGCGACGACGUGUCCGACGUGACGCAGGACUGCCGACAAUGGCUUCUCCGGCGUCUGCGGCUGUUUGGAGCGAAGCGACAGCGCGCGGCUGUGACCUCUGCGGGGGUCGGGCUUCAAUCGUUUUCCGGCGACGUGGACGGAGAGACAGAAAGGAAAAGACAGAAGCAAGGCGAAGAGACCGCGCGCCGCGACGGAGACGGGCGGCCGCAGGGCGCGCCGGGAGAAGGGGUGCGGUCGCCUGAAGAGCAAGAGGUGGAGAUGAGCACCCGUACGAAUGUGAACGAAGACAGAUCAGCUAGUCCCGAGGAGGCGCGAGAGCACACAGUCCAAGAAAGCCUCGCUGCGCGCCGGCUUCCAGACGGCCCGAGAGGCUGCGCGGGCGGCGAAGCCACGUGGCGAGAGGGCGUGAAGGACGGGAACAAACUGGGGAGAGAGUCACCGAAAGACGAAGAAGAGGGAGCAGACACGCCCGAGCGCGCUGCCGACGGCGCUUCUUCGUCUCAGGCGUCAGGCGCUUCUUCCGGAUGUGCGUCCCGAGGAGGGAAACGGAGGAAGACGGAACUCGCGUCGCAGUUGUCCUCUUUGACUUCUCCCGCGGGGCCCGCCACGCGGCUGUUGCUCGAGCGUCUGUGUGAGUUGCGCGCGCACGCCUCAGGGACAGGGCCUUACAGCGGCAGCGAGAGGCUCCUGCUUCGCUUUCUGCCCGAAGCGUCGUGCUCAGGAUCGCCGUGUGAAGAGAAAUCCGAAGACGGCGGAGAGAAGGAGGGACGCGAGCCGAGCUGCGCCUGGAGCAGUGAAGGCGAAGACGCCAGAGGCUCCAGAGACCGCGGCGACGCGACCACGCAGAGACACACAGCGAACACCUACUCUCUGCGCCACCGUCGCCGCGGAUCGCACUCGCCGGUUCCAAAGGGCCCCCGCCAGAGUCCCUCAAGUUCUUCUCGCCAGCACUCCCGCGCAGCGUAUGCUGCCCAGGAUGCAUGCGCCAGGCAGAUGUCGCCCGACGCGUCUCCGGUGUCGGGCUCUCGCAGCGGGUUCUCUUUUUCUUCGCUAUCCCAUUUGCGAGGUGGGCGUCUCUUUGCUGCUGGAGGCCGCAGCGGCUCCGGCGGCCACACCCAAAGUGCGAAUGGAGACGCUGCCGGUCUGAGGCAUCGGUAG
This is a messenger RNA of Neospora caninum, 7374 nucleotides long. RefSeq lists its product as hypothetical. The coding region runs from base 1 to 7374 and encodes 2457 amino acids. Lineage: Eukaryota; Apicomplexa; Conoidasida; Eucoccidiorida; Sarcocystidae. The record is from RefSeq and is a predicted model, not a curated record. The transcript is spliced from 4 exons.